Messenger RNA from Amyelois transitella, 1724 nucleotides. RefSeq names its product myrosinase 1. The transcript is spliced from 6 exons. Lineage: Eukaryota; Metazoa; Arthropoda; Insecta; Lepidoptera; Pyralidae. Gene Ontology annotation, biological process: carbohydrate metabolic process. Gene Ontology annotation, molecular function: beta-glucosidase activity. The coding region runs from base 93 to 1643 and encodes 516 amino acids. The record is from RefSeq and is a predicted model, not a curated record.
CAGUGACGAAAGUGAUACGUAAGAUAUAAAAAGAUCAUCGUAUUUAUCAAACACAAACAUAGUUGAAGUGGGCAGGACAAGUAACAUCAAAAAUGAAAUCGUUAUACCAUCUCAUGAUAUUAGUGGUACUUCUGGGCCCAGUCAAGUUCAAUGAAUGUAAAACAACCGAUGCCCGUCAAAACACCGUGAGAAGAUUCCCAGAAGGGUUCUUGUUUGGCACGGCGACUGCUUCCUACCAGGUGGAAGGCGCCUGGAAUGUUGAUGGAAAGGCAGAAAAUAUUUGGGAUCACUUAACCCACACGCACCCAUGCGAUAUAAAGGACUGUUCCAAUGGUGACAUUGCCAACGAUUCCUACAACCAGUACAAAAGAGACGUGGAGAUGAUGAGAGAGCUCGGAUUGGAUUUCUACAGAUUCUCUUUGUCGUGGACCAGAAUAUUACCUACCAGUUUCGUAGACAAAAUAAACGAAGCAGGCGUAAAUUACUACAACAAUCUGAUAGACGAAAUGCUUAAAUAUAAUAUCCAGCCGAUGGUGACGCUGUACCAUUGGGACAUGCCGCAGAAGUUACAGGAUCUAGGGGGGUGGAACAACCCUCACAUCGUAGAUUGGUAUGGAGAUUAUGCACGCACUGUAUUUGAGCUAUUCGGGGACAGAGUAAAAAAUUGGAUCACCAUGAAUGAACCGCGUGAAAUUUGUUACCAAGGUUAUGGCGAUGUUACGAUGGCGCCGAGACUUAAUAUCAAGGGGGUGGCUGACUAUAUGUGUGCCAAAAACUUGUUGUUGGCGCAUGCACGAGCUUACCAUAUUUAUAACGAUGAAUUCAGGGAAACUCAGAAUGGAACAAUCGGCAUAACAAUAAGUGCAGGUUUUUCGGAACCGGCGUCAGAAUCUGAGGAAGAUAAAGUUGCAGCAGAGGAAGCCGCGCUUUUUGGGUGGGGUAUAUAUGCUCAGCCAAUUUUCUCAGAAACUGGAGAUUUCCCUUCGAUAUUGAAAGAAAAGGUAGCUGCAAAGAGCGCUGAACAAGGAUUCUUGCGAUCUAGACUACCGGAGUUCACACCAGAAGAAGUGGAAUACGUGCGAGGAACAUCAGAUUUUUUCGGGCUAAAUCAUUAUUCUUCGGGUUACACGUUCAGAAACGAAUCAGUUCUAGGUAUAUUUGAAUCUCCGUCAUCUGAUGAUGAUCUGGGCGCUGGCUCGUAUGUCCUCGAAGAAUGGGAAACUUCUGCAUCAUCUUGGCUAAAGGUGGUGCCAUGGGGUUUCUACAAACUCUUGGUUAAAAUUAAAGAUGACUACAAUAAUCCACCUGUAUUUAUAACUGAGAACGGGUUUUCAACUCUUGGUGGCUUGGAGGAUGACGGCCGCAUUUCGUACUACAGGAAGUAUCUGGACGCAAUGCUGGAUGCGAUAGCCGAAGGCUGCGAUGUAAGAGUGUAUACUGCGUGGAGUCUCAUGGAUAACUUCGAAUGGAUGCAAGGAUAUACAGAGAGAUUUGGACUAUACGAGGUGGACUACGAGGACCCAGCGCGCACGCGUACUCCGCGGAAGUCCGCCUUCGUGUACAAGGAGAUCGUGCGCUCUCGUGCGCUCGACUGGAGCUACCAGCCUGACACCGAUGUCAUGACCAUAGAUGAUGGACAUUGAUAGAUUUUGUCAAAGCAGUCUACAGAUGUAGCAGUGUACAGUAUGUCGAUGAUAAUAAAAUCUUAUGAAAUACGCUAUUGA